Messenger RNA from Phalaenopsis equestris, 4254 nucleotides. RefSeq lists its product as uncharacterized. The coding region runs from base 397 to 4254 and encodes 1285 amino acids. The record is from RefSeq and is a predicted model, not a curated record. NCBI's taxonomy places the organism in Eukaryota, Viridiplantae, Streptophyta, Magnoliopsida, Asparagales, Orchidaceae. The transcript is spliced from 25 exons. Gene Ontology annotation, molecular function: RNA binding. Gene Ontology annotation, cellular component: RNA N6-methyladenosine methyltransferase complex.
AAUUCCCGCAAGGCUCGGCGGACCCGAAACCCUCGAAGACAAAGCAGUGACGGAGCUUAGCGGGUUAAACUGCCAACUUUCUCCCCUUACCGCGCCUACCCGAAGCUGUUCACGGAAAAGAAACGAGGAAGUCGCGACGGGCUCUCGCCUCUCGCUGGCGCAGGUUUUACGCUCCUGAAUCUAGCUUAAAUCCGGCUACCAAAUAGUCCCCGAGGGAGUCGAAAUCGAGAUUGGCUAGUUAACUUUAGCUUAGUGGAUUCAGACGGAGUCAAAUUGAGGUCAGCUACGGGAUCGCGGCUUACAGAGACCACCGAAACUUCCAUGUUUCUCAUCCUUGCUCUGCGCUCCUACUAGAAACCAUUGAGGAAGGCUUCUGUAAUGUAAGAAAGAGGAUUCAUGGGUCGCCCGGAGCCUUACACGCUGUUUGCACAGACCUUUACUCAUCCACUACUUGAUGAGUAUGUUGAUGAGGUCCUAUUUACAGAACCUAUUGUUAUAACAGCCUGUGAGUUUCUAGAGUUGAAUUCACCAUUAUCUAAUCCACCCUUUUCACUUAUGGGGGCAACUUCUCCUCCGUCUUUUGCAAUGGAGUUAUUUGUUCAUUGUGAAGGUGAAUCACGAUUUAGGCGGCUUUGCCAACCUUUCCUUUAUUCAUAUUCGUCAUCAAAUGUUUUGGAAGUCGAGGCUGUAGUUACGAGCCACUUGGUAGUAAGAGGUUGUUACCGAAGCAUCACACUUGUUAUUUAUGGUAAUACUGCGGAAGAUUUGGGGCAGUUCAAUAUUGAUUUUGAUCUCGACAAUUCUUUGGCUAGCCUAGUUUCCUCUCCUUUGGAUGGAAAACUUGAAGAUUUGCCACCUGCUUUGAUUUCUGAUAAGUUGACCUUUGAGGAAUUAGCAUCUUCCACAUUUUCGCUUUCUCUUCCAUUUUCAGAUUUUGAUAUUUCAUCUGAAAUGAGGCAGUUUCUACAUUUGGCUCUCAAGCUCUGUCAACUCUCUGAUGAUGAGGCCAUCAUUCUUAAGAUAGUAAGAACUGUUAUAUCCACUCUCCAUUCACAUGUUAAUAAUAAUUAUUGUGGUAUCACCUUUGGGGAUGAAUUGAGUCUACGUAAGGUCAUAUAUGGCAGAGAAGAUCCACAGAAAGCCCUUUCCGUUAUUGCCGAGGCAUCAAAUGAGCUGCAUGAACUUUAUAAGUUCUUCCAAAGUACAGCACAGAAUGACAGCCAGUUGCAGGACAUUGCUGAAGAAUCUGAUUCUGUUUUAGUCACCUCUCAACUGGUGGUUGAUAUGCUUUACCAGCAAUUCCCAUUUUUUCAAAAAUUUUCAUCUCUUGAUAUUCCACUUUUCUACCAGAACAAAAAGUCAACCCUCGGAUUAAGCAUGGCUCUUUUGGUUUGCUCAUCUAGUGAGAGCUGUUUCCAUUUUGUUAAUGGAGGUGGAAUGGAACAGAUUGUUACUUUACUGGGUGAUGAGAUGCAAAGUUCUACAGCCUUUACACUGCUUUUACUAGGUGUUAUUGAGAAUGCUACUAGGCAUGCUGUUGGGUGUGAAGGAUUCUUGGGCUGGUGGCCACGAAAUGAUGAUAAUGUGCCAGCUACUAAAAGUGAAGGUUACUGCAAUUUACUGAAAUUGCUUCUCAGGAAGCGGAGGCAUGAUGUUGCCUAUAUAGCAUCCUAUAUUCUUCAUCGAUUGCGCUGCUAUGAAAUAGCCGCAAGAUAUGAGUUUUCAGUGUUAUCGAUUUUGGAAAGUCAUUCUUUAGAUUGGCUGUCUAGAGCAGACACAGUAAAUUCACUAAUGAGUGCAGCUUCCCAAAUCAAACAAACUUUGAAAUUGUUAAAUUUAUGUGGGCCAUUUGAGGAUCCAUCACCUGCUGGCAUCGCAAAAAAAUAUUUAGGCGCUAUUGAAUCUGAUGGGCCUUUGUCAUACAAAGCAACCUCUGGCUACAUUGCCUUCUCUAAAAAUAGUUUCUUGUCUUGGGAUAUUGACAUGCAUUUGCUGUCACUUCUAAAGGAAAGAGGAUUUUUUCCUUUGUCAGCAGCAUUGUUGUCCUUUCCAUCAUUGCAUUCAGAAACUGGAAUUGUGGCUGAAAUCCUUUUGGAAAUUGCUGCCUUAUUUCACUCGCUGCUUCUAUCUCUUCUGUUUUGCCGUUCAGGCUUGACUUUCUUGCUACUUGAACCGGAAAUAACUUCUAGUGUUAUUCUAUCUCUUCAAUGUUUUGAAAACAAAAAAAAUUCUGAAUACUUAACUCUCCGACAAGCAGCAUUUCAGAUAUCAAAGGGAUUCUUUUGUCACCCCCACGAAAUUGCGAUGAUUAUGGACACCCACCUUAGAGUGGGCAAUGCUAUCGACCGAUUACUUGCUUCAAAUCCUAGCUCUGAUGAACUUCUAUGGGUUCUUUGGGAUCUCUGCGCUAUCUCCAGGUCUGAAUGUGGCCGUCAAGCAAUUUUAUCAAUUGGUUAUUUUCCAGAGGCAAUAUCAGUUCUGUUGGAUGCAUUUCAUUCCUUCAAGGAUUCUGAGUCAAUAUCUACUAGCAAUGGAACUUCACAGCUUGGUCUGGCCACUUUCUAUUCAGUGGCAGAAAUUUUUGAAAUCUUGGUUUCUGAUUCUACAUCAUCAUCACUUAGAACUUGGAUUGGACAAGCUAUGGAGCUUCAUAAGGCAUUGCACAUGUCUUCCCCAGGGUCCCAUAGAAAAGAUGCUCCUGCAAGGUUGCUGGAAUGGAUUGAUGCUGGUGUGGUUUAUCAGAAAAAUGGAGCUAUUGGACUUCUCAGAUAUGCGGCUGUUUUAGCUUCUGGUGGGGAUGCUCAUCUGAGUUCUACAACUGUAUUAGUGUCAGAUUCCAUUGAUGUUGAGAAUGUUGUUGGAGGCAUAUCAGAUGCUUUAGACUCUCGGGUGUUAGAUAUUCUUCUAGGGAAGCUUGUUAAUGAUAAAUUUUUUGAUGGCAUUAUCCUGCGGAGUACUUCCAUCAUUCAAUUGACCACAGCCAUUCGGAUUUUGUCUUUUAUUUCAGAGAAUUCGGAUGUGGCAGCAGCCCUUUUUGAAGAAGGUGCCGUGACAUUAAUAUAUGUGGUUUUAGCAAACUGUAAAUGUAUGCUCGAACAAUCAUCAAAUACAUAUGAUUAUCUUGUUGAUGGAGCAGAAUGCAAUUCUACCGCUGAACUGCUUUUGGAACGAAGCUAUGAGCAGAGCCUAGUUGAUCUUAUGAUUCCCUCGCUUAUUUCACUUAUAAACAUUUUGAAGAAGUUACGAGAAACAAAGGAGCAAUACCGGAAUAAGAAGCUAGUUAAUAUUCUUUUACGUUUGCAUCAUGAAGUGAGCCCAAAGCUAGCAGCAUAUGCAACAAGCUUCUCCUCGCACUAUCCCCAACUUGGGCUUGGUUUUGGUGCUGUUUGUCAUCUUGUUGCCUCUGUGCUUGCCUUUUGGCCAGUAUUUGGUUGGAUUCCUGGCUUAUUCCACUGUCUUCUUGAUAGUAUUCAAGCUUCAUCGUUAUUACCUAUGGGCCCGAAGGAUGCAUGUAGCAUAAUAUGUCUGCUGAGUGAUCUUUUUCCUGAAGAAGGAAUUUGGCUGUGGAAUUAUGGAAUACCUCCGUUGAGCGUUCUUAGCAUGUUGACCAUAGAGACAGUUCUAGGACCUGAAGUGGAAAAAGAUAUCCACUGGUACUUACAACCUGAGCACCUUGCUGUGCUGCUUGUUCGGUUGACUCCUCUGCUUGAAAGGAUUGCACAGAUUGUCCUGCAUUUUUCUUUCACUACAUUAGUGGUCAUAAAAGACAUGCUUCGUGUCUUCAUAGUUCGAGUUGCUUUCCAAAGACCUGAAUGUGCAGAUGUCCUACUGAGGCCUUUAAUUUCUUGGAUUGACCAGACCAUUAAUGAAUUGAGCCUCUCAGAUGCUGAUAUUUUUAAGAUAUAUCGAUCACUUGACUUCAUUGCUAGUUUGUUAGAGCAUCCACAUGCAAAGAUAUUGUUAUUGAAGAUAACUACUGUCAGAGUUCUUGUGAAAGCUCUCAAGCGAUGUAGUGAUGAAUGCAUCGUUGAUGGGAAUUUUUAUUUUGACAACAAAGUUGUUAAGAAAGCAACUUUCUUUUCUUGCUGGUGCAUGCCUCUCUUGAAAUCUCUGGCUCUACUUUUUGACCCUCGGACAAACAGAAAGCUUGAUAGUAUGCACAAUGCAUGCUCUGUGGGGGAUAUUGGCGUUGAAGAUAGCUGUUUGAUUUGGCAUCAACUUAUUAGGCUAUGUCAGACUGAGAUCAAGCCAUAA